Messenger RNA from Neodiprion fabricii, 1244 nucleotides. Its product is annotated as histone H3.3A. Lineage: Eukaryota; Metazoa; Arthropoda; Insecta; Hymenoptera; Diprionidae. The record is from RefSeq and is a predicted model, not a curated record. Bases 157 to 567 code for a protein of 136 amino acids. Gene Ontology annotation, molecular function: structural constituent of chromatin; DNA binding; protein heterodimerization activity. The transcript has 3 exons. Gene Ontology annotation, cellular component: nucleosome.
GCCCCCUCCACGCGACUAAGCUCUUGAUUGAGUUCGUGCGCUGGCUGCUUCACUCUUCGUACACUGUGGUAAAUUGGGGAUCAGUUGCUUUGAAUUCUUCCCUGUGUCAGGACCGUAGAAAAACGUUACCGCCGCACCUUUAUACAAUCGUAAGAAAUGGCUCGUACCAAGCAAACUGCCCGUAAAUCGACGGGAGGAAAGGCUCCUCGUAAACAGUUAGCCACAAAAGCUGCCCGCAAGAGUGCACCUUCAACUGGUGGAGUGAAAAAACCCCAUCGUUACAGGCCUGGAACCGUGGCUCUGCGUGAGAUCAGGAGAUACCAGAAAUCUACAGAAUUACUGAUCAGGAAACUACCCUUCCAGCGUCUUGUUCGUGAAAUUGCCCAGGACUUCAAGACUGAUCUUCGUUUCCAGAGUGCGGCAAUUGGAGCUCUGCAAGAAGCAUCUGAGGCUUACCUAGUUGGUCUUUUUGAAGAUACCAACUUGUGCGCCAUUCACGCUAAGCGGGUCACUAUUAUGCCCAAAGAUAUACAGUUAGCUCGACGAAUCAGAGGCGAACGUGCUUAAGCAUUGGUCAAUUGAAUUGGCUGACAUUGUAAACGUUAUCACUCCAUUCUUUUCCGUUUUUUUUUUUUUUAAGUAUUGACAAUGCACAAAAGUACGUUAUGGUAAUAUCAAUCCCUUGUUACAUUCAUCGUAUAAUCGUCACUGCCAAACGUGUUACUGGGCACUAACACAAUUAUCCACAGAUGAUAGCCAGUAGUUUACAAUAACAUGUAGAUUUUGUUGAAUAAGAAAUUGUCUUUUCAAAGUGGGUGGCAGCAGAAACAAUGGAUUGGUUUUGUUAACACUCAUUAUUUUACUAAACAUCGCCCCUCAUACACAUAUAUUAGAAAACGUAAGUGUAUUAGUUUUUAGUUAAAAAUGAAGUCUAAAUAUUAGAGUGCUCUGCCAUAUACUUUUAUUAUUUCAUAUCAGGCAAUUAUCUAGUUUUUGAAAUAUGAAAGAGAAAUAGUAAAUCUUAUAUCUCGUUCAGUUCUGAUUCGGUUUCGUCGAGAUAAAAAUAAUUCACAUCAAUAGUCUAAAAGCGAUGUGGACUAUUUUUCUGUAAUGAUAUUCCUGCAUCUUGAUAAUUGUCUGUACAUACAAUAUAAGUAUGUGACACUUCCAGGCACUCAUAAUCUGAAAAAUAUUUACUAAGCUGUGUAGAGUAAUUUGAAAUAUACAUAUAAUUAUUACGUAAA